This is a messenger RNA of Acanthisitta chloris (rifleman), 718 nucleotides long. RefSeq names its product acidic leucine-rich nuclear phosphoprotein 32 family member A-like. Gene Ontology annotation, cellular component: nucleus; perinuclear region of cytoplasm. NCBI's taxonomy places the organism in Eukaryota, Metazoa, Chordata, Aves, Passeriformes, Acanthisittidae. The record is from RefSeq and is a predicted model, not a curated record. The annotation marks the transcript as partial. The transcript is spliced from 6 exons. Gene Ontology annotation, biological process: regulation of apoptotic process; nucleocytoplasmic transport. Gene Ontology annotation, molecular function: histone binding.
GUUAAAGAACUUGUUCUGGACAACUGUAGGUCAUACGAAGGCAAAAUCGAAGGCCUCACAGAUGAGUUUGAGGAGUUGGAAUUCCUAAGUACAAUCAACGUAGGCUUAACCUCAGUUGCAAACUUACCAAAGUUAAACAAACUUAAGAAGCUCGAGCUGAGUGACAACAGAAUCUCAGGAGGACUGGAAGUGUUGGCAGAGAAGUGUCCGAACCUCACACACCUAAAUCUAAGCGGCAACAAAAUCAAAGAUCUUGGGACAAUAGAACCUCUGAAGAAGUUAGAAAACCUGAAGAGUCUAGACCUGUUCAACUGCGAGGUAACCAACUUGAAUGACUACAGAGAAAAUGUGUUCAAGCUCCUCCCACAACUCACAUACCUCGAUGGAUAUGAUCGGGACGACAAGGAGGCACCAGACUCCGACGCUGAGGGCUACGUGGAGGGCUUGGAUGAUGAUGAGGAGGAUGAGGAUGUGAAAGAUCGGGAUGACAAGGAGGCACCAGACUCCGACGCCGAGGGCUACGUGGAGGGCUUGGACGAUGAGGAGGAGGAUGAGGAUGAAGAGGAAUACGAUGAUGAUGCUCAGGUAGUAGAAGAUGAAGAAGAUGAGGAGGAAGAGGAGGAAGGAGAAGAGGAGGAUGUGAGUGGAGAAGAGGAGGAGGAUGAGGAAGGCUACAACGAUGGGGAGGUAGAUGAUGAUGAAGAUGAAGAAGAGCCUG